Messenger RNA from Cutaneotrichosporon cavernicola, 1356 nucleotides. RefSeq lists its product as uncharacterized. Gene Ontology annotation, molecular function: cyclin-dependent protein serine/threonine kinase regulator activity; protein kinase binding. The transcript has 2 exons. The record is from RefSeq and is a predicted model, not a curated record. Gene Ontology annotation, biological process: regulation of cyclin-dependent protein serine/threonine kinase activity. The coding region runs from base 1 to 1356 and encodes 451 amino acids. Gene Ontology annotation, cellular component: nucleus; cyclin-dependent protein kinase holoenzyme complex. Lineage: Eukaryota; Fungi; Basidiomycota; Tremellomycetes; Trichosporonales; Trichosporonaceae.
AUGUCUCGUAACCCUAUCCACCCCGCCUCGCUUCUCCCUCUUUCCCAGCACAAUACCCACAUUGUCCACACCCUCAAGAACCGAGUGCCACAAGAGUUCUUUGACUAUAUUGCCGAGCGCUGCGAGCAGGUCAUUCGCAUCGAGGAUGAACUGCCAUCACCACCAGCCUCCCCUCGGUCUCCCACUUUGCCUGCUGGGUCCGCCGCUUCCAUCUCUGGUCCCACCGCCCCACGUUGGUGGGAGGCUCCCCUCCCUGUCAAAGGCCAGGUCGAAGCGCUUCCCACUCUCGCCGACUUUAUUCGCGGCCUCGUUGCCCAGUCCAACGUCCAAAUGCCGACCCUCGCCGUCGUCCUAGUCUACUUGGCUCGGCUAAAGGAGCGCCUCCCCCCAGUGGCACACGGUAUGCAGUGCACUCGACACCGCGUGUUCCUGGCUGUCCUGAUCUGCGCCGCAAAGUACCUGAACGACUCGAGCCCCAAGAACAUGCACUGGCAGCGCUACGCUCGUUUCUUCGCCCUAGCAGAGGUCAACCUCAUGGAGAAGCAGUUACUGUACAUCCUUGACUACUCCCUCGAGGUUGACGAGCCGUCCCUUAUGGCCCACCUCAGCCCUUUCUGGGCUGUCCAGAACCGCCUCAACGCCGCCCGGUCGGCCGCCCAAAUACAUCACGCCAACCCCUACCCUUCCUCGGCGUCGGUGGCUGGCGUCCCUGGCCGUAGCCCGCUUUCACCACCCCACACCCCCCCCACCAAACACAACCUGUCUGUCAACAUCCCAUCAUCCCCUCGCAUGCCAUGCCAAUCAGCACCAGCACCACGGUCGCACUCGUCGGAUGCUCUUCGUCGUCGCCGCAUCGAACCUUACCCUCACCCUCCUCCAGUCGCCUCAACCUCACACCUGCCAACACCCCCAAAGCACGGCGACUCCCCAUCCGGCUACUUUGUCGAGUCUCACAACUACCAACAUCAACACCUUCCCCACUCGCAGGCAUCUAUGGCUGCUCUCGCCUACGCACGUUCUCAGCGUGCUCUUCACAACACGCACCGCCCUCACUCACGCAACCCCUCUCCUCUUACCCACUUUUCUCGUCUUCAUCUCGACGAAGAAGCUCCAGGCCUCAUCCCUCGUCGCGACUCGCAGUCCAGCACUUGCUCGUCAUGUUCGUCUCUCGCCAACGAGACACCUGAGCUGUUUGACGAGUCCGCAGUCACAGCUUGCCCCCUUGCCCGCCGCAAGGCCGCCAUCCCAUACCCCGAUGACACAUACAUGGUUGGAUCGGGGGAGGCGUCGCCAAAGUGGCGCAAGCUUGGCCUUCGGCAGGCCCAGGCGGCAUUCAUGCCUCGUCGUGCCGCAUGA